GGUUUUUCGUAAACAACACGAACAAAACAUCGCGAAAAUUCAAUGCAGCGGGUGGAAAAUCUCUGUUGUGACGCGUGAAAAACGGAGGGAUCGUGUGAGGGGCGUAUAAGAGCAUACAUCGAGUGGGCAGGAUGGAGGAGAAGGCGGAGAGCGAGCAAAGCUUCAGCGGGGAGAGCAGCAGCUCGUCGGGCAGCUCCAGCGGCAGCACCGAGGGCGAGGAUGAGGCUAUGGAGAUGGUGCGUGUCCUCGGCCACACCAUCGAACUUCCGCAAGAGCUCUGCGAGGAUUACGGCGUAUUCAGGGAAUUCUUCUCCAUGAGAACUUGGGAGGAGAUAGAAGACGACCAUAAGGACAGUCUCAAGCAGCUCUUGCCGAAAUUCCCUGAAAAUGAUGAGGAGGAGAAGGAAAAAACUAUCAAAAUGUUAUUUAAUUGUGAACCUUUUAACUUUACAUCUCCUUUAGAUGAUUUCUUUAAUAAUUUGAGGCAAGGAAACUUUAGACCAGACAUAGCAAAGAUGAGAAAGUUCCUUAAGAAAGCUAGAGCAAAGCAGCAGAGGCAUAGGAUUAAGUCAUACUAUGCAAAGUUAUUGCCAGAACUGUUGAUAUCAAGGGAGCGCUUAUUAGCAGCUGCCAAAGCCUGCCCUCCAGGACCCAUACCUCGCAUACCACUGCUGCCUCCAAAGCCUACUGCUAAGAGCAAAUACAAGCCAUUGUAUCUUAGAGUAAAACAGAGGUAUUUUGAGGAGCUGUCAGCAAUCAGAAGUGAGGUGGGAGGAGAGGAAUCUGAGGAUGAAAACUACCCUGAAGGUCCUCCUGAGGUUACUAAUAAGAGAAAAAAACAGUUAACUGCUGGCCAGAGUACGGACGGUAAUGUGUCUGGGACACUAGGUGGGUCUGAAGCAUCCCAACCUAACUCUCUGGAUUGUUUGAAAAAUGUCUUGGCUGCUCACAGAGCUAGGAGACAAUACAGAGAGAAUCACCCUGAAUUAAACACGACAGGAAUAACCUUAGAAGAUAUAAAACAAAGGGUAACAGUAGUUAAUGGAGCUAAAAAACUUAUGUUUGGUGGCCAGAAGAUAGAUACACCUAUACAGAGGAUGAAAAGAGGUCCAAAAAAAGAGAAACAUAUUAAAUCUGAUGGCAAAAGCAUUAGAAAAAAGGAUGAUAUACAUGACAGUAUUGAGAAUAAGCCUCUUUUGCCAAACAUUAAAAUAAAAUGUGAACAAGAAGAAUCAGAUUCGGAAAGCUCUUCAUUUGUGGACCCUGUAGCCAGCCCUAGGCAAUCUAAGAAGCUGUUUGAUCACAUGGAUAUUAAACAGGAAGUUGUUGAUAUUAAAUAUCCUAAUAUGACUAAUAUGAACUGCAAUGAUGCUAACUUAGAAAGUAUUAUAAAACAAGAACCUCCAGACCCGUCUAUGCUGAUGCAAGGAUCCAAGAUCAUGCAGCAUGUGCCUAUCAAGUUGGAAGACCUGGAUGGAAUUGACAUGAUGGCUUUACCUGUAGAAAUAGCGGACGAUUCAGGCGAGGUUGUGGUAAACACGUCAAACGAGCUGGAAGACGCUAUAGACCCGGACGAAUCAUUAACAGAAACUACCCAUGCAAAUUUCUUGUCUCUGGUGCGAGCGCUGUUCCCUGCGCGUGCGGCGCACAGGGCGUCGAAACAGCAGCUUCAUGCGAGGUGCGCCGCGGUCAUGAGGUCGCCUAUUGCACCGCUUAACACGUGGUAUAGCUUGGCAGAUGAUUGGUGUGCAGAACUAGACAGCGCUCUGGCUUUCUUAGCAGGCGAGCGAGGGCCACACCCGGACGACUACGUGCCAUAUUUACAGUUUAUGCCAGAAACACAGAUGUACCAGUGGAUCGGCGCGGGGCGUGAUUGCGACGCACUGUUAGGGCGACUAUGUGAACGUUGGCUGCGUGCCGUCUCUCCGCCACCGCCCGCCACAGAGCCACCACCGCCCAAAUAUCCGACGUCAUGGGUGAUGCGUCCGCCAACGAGCGCCGAAAUAGCAGAGUUUCGCAUUCAAGAAAGAAAGAGAUUUGCUUCAGCUGCCAAACCCUUUACAUAUGUACAGCACGGAUACCGGUCAGUGGUGGGCCCCGUUCCCCGCUGCGGCGCGGGCGGCGCGGCGCUGGGCGGCGCGGGCGCACUGGUCGCCGACCGCCCGAGGCACGCCAGCUACCUCGCGCUCGUCAGAGACGCUGUCGCCAGGCUGCCCAACGGGGAGGGAUCUAGGCAUGAUGUGGUCAUGCUACUCAAGAUGUCACAAUGGAUAACGCCUACUUCAGACCAAUCGUUAUUGAGCGCUGUGUCGACUGCGCUGGACAGAUUGCAUUCGGCAAAACGCGAUCCCAUCGUCAAAUACGACCAGAGAUCAGCUGUUUGGACAUAUCUCCAUAGGCACAGGAGCGAAGAAGACUGGAUAAAGGCAAGCGGCGGUCGCAGCCGUGGCGGUAAGACGGCAGCCGUUGCCGCGCCUCUGCCGGCUGCGGCGUCGCCGGCGCCUGCGGCUGCGCUGCCCCCGCCCCCCGCACCUGUCAGGCUGUCACCGCUCACGUCGCCUCACGCCAUGGAAAUGGAUGUAGCCAGCAUAGAAGAGAUAGUUGACAACGGAUCCGACACUGAUGUCGACGUCGAUGACAGUAGUUCCCCGACGGCUGUGCCGCACUUAUCCUCCGCACAGCUUCUGAUGCAAGCGACGCAAGCGCAGGGCAAGCAACCUUCACUACAACACAGCAGGCCUAAAGGAAAACUCGUCGCAGUCACACCUCCUAAAUCCAAAACUACUAAACAAUCGAUCCAAACCAAACCGACACAGAAACAAGCGAAUCUUAUGGCUCAAGCGGCCAAGCAGGCCAAUCUUGUCACUCAAGUGAUGAAACAAAACGCAGUUCAAACUGUUAAGCAGGUUCCAGCUAAAUCGGCGCCUAUUCCUCAGCCGAAACCGACAACGUCGGGAGUGCAACAAACGAAAGCGAACACCCCACCACCGAAACAAACUCUAAUAAGUCAAGCCGCGAAACAGGCAGCGUUGAUGGCUCAGUCCGCUAAACAAGCUAGCGUCAUAGCGCAGUUGACGAAACAAACACUACCAAAAGCUAAUAUGAUUCAAACAAAGCAGGUGAAUGUGGUAAAACAGCCUAGCCAAUCUCCGAAACAACUUACCCAGACCACAGCUGUUAAACCGACCCUUACCCAGCCAGUUAAUCAGCCUCCAGUUGUAAAACAAACUACGCCUCAGCCAGCACCGAAGCAGGAACCGCCGAAGGUUGCUCAAAUACAAAAACCUUUGCCGACAACUGUUCCAACGCCCACCAAAUCGCCCCUCAUAAAACAGAGGCCUUUACAAAAGCAGCCUGAAACGUCACAAGUUUCGGUACCAAUGCCUAACAUACUGAGUCAACAAACCGUCCAACCGGCAGCAAUGCAACCUGCUGCAGUUAUCGCCGCUCAAAACCAGGUUAAGGUGGCGCAAGGUCCUCGAUCACUAUUGAUUAGACCUCCUGUAGCACAGGUCACUGUCGCUGCGGCAUCAACCCCUACUCCACAGACGACGGCAGUCGGGCCGCGGCGCGGCGUAGUGCGAGUGUUAAGUCCCGCGGCACCCUCUGCGGGCAAGUCACUAAUCUCGCCUCGAGCACUUAUGCAACAAAACAUGCCCACCGCCAAAAAGCGCACUAUGAUUGUGGAUACGCCCACUGUCACUACUGUAGCACAGAACGCCGGUAGUACAACUACUGUAGUAAGCAGCUUGCCGACGUCAGUGACAUCAUCAGUAGCCACGCGUACAGUGCAGCUUGCGGGCGGUAGAACCGUCCAGUUGGCCGCCAACCAAACUGUCCACCUGCCUGGCGGACAAGCCGUGCAACUGUCAUCUGGACAUACGCUACAACUAUCAUCGCUGCAACUCCCGACGCAUAGUGUCAGAUUACCUAGUGGCCAGACUGUUCAAUUAGCCUCGUCUCAAGCCAUACGUGCCGUGUCAAAUGCAACAGUGAAAACAUCCAGUCCCCGCACGCAACCCUCCUCUCCCACAGUCAAAGCGGUUCAAUCUGGUUCCACAGUACAAAUCCCAAUAUCAACAGUCCAACUCGCCGGUCAAACGGUACAAAUCGCCGGGCAAACCGUACAACUUGCUGGUCAAAGUGUACAAUUGACAGGUCACACGGUGAAAUUACCUAGUGGUCAGACAGUUCAAGUGGCGAGUCAAAACAUGCUAUCGUCGCAAAGUGUGCAAUUGCCAAGUGGGCAGACUGUUCAAUUAACUAGUGGGAAUGUGCAGACGGUUCAGUUGGGACAGAACGUGCAGGUGCCCAACGUGCAGUUGUCUGGCCAGACGGUACAGUUAGCGGGUGGGCAGACAGUGCAAUUGCCAAGUGGGCAGACUUUGCAACUCGCAAGUGGACAAACUGUUCAACUAUCGAGCGGACAGACGCUGCAGUUGGCUGGCGGACAGGCUGUGCAGCUUGCCAACCAGCAGGCAAAGGCUGUCCCCCAGACCAUGCGGGCGCAAUCAUCGACAGAGAAGGCCGCGCAACCCCUGGUUGCCAAACUGCUCACUAAUGCACAGGGUCAGAUGAUUUCGUUGGAGGGUUCGACCGCAGCGGUGCGGCAGGUGGCAGGCGUACGUGUGGUGGCCCCUGCAGCUUCACGCGCCUCGAGACCGCUGUUGCUCGCCGCCGGCAAGCCGCUACACAACAUCAUACUGCAGCAAAGUGACGGCAGUGCUAUCAGGGUUACCUCCAGUGGAGGUGCAUCUACUUCUCAAACUAUAGUUCUAAGUAACAUAGGAGGCCAAGCAGUGACCACGACAAGUUCAGCACCGGUAUUAAAACUGCAACAGGUGAAUCCGUUACAACAAGUAAAACUCGCGCAGGGCAUUAAGUUACAACAGGCGGUGUCGACAGCGACUGUUCCAACGUCGACAGUCCGGAGCGUUUUAAUGGAAGGACAACAGUUGAAACUGCUCGGAGGAAGACACGUGCUGGCGAGGAUACUUCGCCCCGCACAGCCUCCGCACCCACCGCACCCACCGCCCUCAUAAGCCUUGCUCUAGCUGCAGGAAUAAGGUAACUUAACAAAUCAUACUCUGGAGCGGUAGCUGUAGUAAAUAUUUCCAAUGUCAAAGGACCGUUUUUUGUAGCACUUUAAUAAAACCUUGAAUAACUAUUAAUUAAAGAUGAAAAUAAGAAUGGUUUGCAAGAGCUCCGUUUCUUCGUCUUCCUGUCGCCCUACAGUCACUGAAUGAAGAGAUUUCACUCUCACAAACAGCGAAAUAAGCUCGUAUCAUUUUAUCGUGGUACUAAUAAGAGACGAGAAUGUAGCAUGAUUUUCGCAUCAGACCGGUGCUUAUGAAAUUUACCACUGCUCCACUCUAGAAGUUAAGGCAACUUUAUUGCAAACGUUUCUGCAGCUACGUAAUAAUUAUGGCUUUAUUUAUUAAGAAGUAAGGACUAAGUACUAAUUAUGAAGAAGUAAGGACUAUGGCGUUUCUUCUACCAAACCGGUUAGUCAUCUUGCCCACUAUGUAUCUUUUUAAAUUUCAAUUGUAUCAAUGGUAUCAGAGGGUAUUCUUUUUUGUUUGGCCUUGUACCAUCACUAUAAGAAUCUAUAUAAUCUUCGACUAUUUUCAAAGGAUUAGUAGAGACGGGGAAAAGUAAUGUUUUGAAAUUGGUUGUAUAAUUGGUUCUAUAAUAGCACUUCCAUAAGUUCAGUGAGAUGAAGUGUUUCGUUUCUAAUCUACAUCACUACUAAUCUUUAUCUAUCAGGUAUGACUUCAAAAUUAUUUGUAACUGUUUCUCCCUCUUAUAUUUCCUACUACGAAAAAACUUGUUGGAAAACAUAACAAUACAAAUAAUUGUGCCUUUUAAAUAAAUAUAAAGCAAUAUAGCGCCAGCAAAAUACUAAAGAAAACAAGAAACAGAGUGCCUUUUGUUUAUUGUUACCUCACAAGGCCAAAUAAUUGGUUUGAAAUAGAUUACAUAUUUGUUUUUGCAAAAUAUUUGUAAAUAAUAUGUAAAUAAAGUUUUUUAAAUAGUUAGUAAAAACCGCGGAUCACGUAGCUUACACGAUUUAAAUACCGGUGUGGUAGUUCUAUUGUAAAGAAACAUUUAUUUACUUAUAUGUAAUUAGUCCGACGGGCUAGAAAGUAAAAAGAAAUCGCGUAAGUGGUAUUUAAAUUCUUUUAAGUUUCGUGAAAUGCGUGAGAAAGCAAUAAGUAAAAUAUUUUAAUUUCAAUUUUGACAUGUUCUUGUGAACUUUUGUUUUGUAUUUAGUUGUAUAAAUGUAGCAAUGUUUAUGUGUAAAAGGACCAGUAUUUUAUUUUGGAAUGAUUCUCACGUGAGAAUACAAUUAGAGAUUAUUAUUUGUCUCAAUUUUAGUAUGUUAACAAGUUACUGAUUUGUUAAUUUCAAAUCAAUUUAGUAAACGUUAUUUUUUCUAUACUAAUAAAAAUGUAUUUAUGCAGUUUGACCUUAAAAAGGAUUUAUUGUUCUUUCGAGCAUCCUAUUUAUUUA
Hyposmocoma kahamanoa is the source of this 6513-nucleotide messenger RNA. Its product is annotated as nuclear factor related to kappa-B-binding protein. The record is from RefSeq and is a predicted model, not a curated record. The transcript has 22 exons. Gene Ontology annotation, cellular component: Ino80 complex. Bases 132 to 5042 code for a protein of 1636 amino acids. Gene Ontology annotation, molecular function: protease binding. Lineage: Eukaryota; Metazoa; Arthropoda; Insecta; Lepidoptera; Cosmopterigidae.